AUGCCGUUUGAUUUACUGUCAAGAGCUUGCGAAUACUUUGGACCAUUUGGACCUAAUGCACAGGGAAUCAUAAAUCUUGGAAUUAGUAGCAUAUCAGCAUCAUCUUUCUUUGCAGUGAUUUUAUUUGUCAGCAGAUACUAUCAGCAGCAACUUCCCAAGGACCUUUUCUACUGGGAACUAAAAGAUCCAUUCAAUCUAAGCAAAGGAUGGAUUUUGUGGACUGUUAUUGCUUUGGACUACAUUUAUGUUUGGUGUCAAUUUGGUUACGCCUCAAUGCCAAAUGAAGAGACUAUAAGCAAACAGUGGUGGUAUGAGUUACUAAAAAGCACGAACUUCAGUGCUCUCUGCGCGUUUGUCUGCCAGGGUAUUAUUGGUCCGGUUGUAGAAGAAGUCUUGCUAUGUGGUUUUUUCUUGGCAUCAUUGACCAAAUGGGUUCCCACACCGGUUGCUGUGGGGAUUAGUUCAGCUGUAUCUGCUAUUGUCCAAGGAAAUCCAAAUCAGUAUAUUAUCGGUUUUAUUGUUGGAUCCUCUUAUCUCCAAACUCGCAAUUUGCUGACACCAAUCGCGAUAUAUUGUCUCUACAACACCGUUCUUAUGAGUUACUAUAUGGUAUAUAUAUCUUAUUUGCUUUCUCCUCUCUGA
This is a messenger RNA of Chenopodium quinoa (quinoa), 642 nucleotides long. RefSeq lists its product as uncharacterized. The record is from RefSeq and is a predicted model, not a curated record. Gene Ontology annotation, biological process: CAAX-box protein processing. Gene Ontology annotation, molecular function: metalloendopeptidase activity. Gene Ontology annotation, cellular component: membrane. The transcript is spliced from 7 exons. Lineage: Eukaryota; Viridiplantae; Streptophyta; Magnoliopsida; Caryophyllales; Amaranthaceae. The coding region runs from base 1 to 642 and encodes 213 amino acids.